ACCAACACCACGGCAAGAUUCGCUCACGCGCUCACACAGCUGGGGCGCGAGCGUGUGCGCCGCAGCAUCGCGUUCACGCUUCUACAAGACGAAGCAGUAUUAUUUCUUCCUUUGUUAUUUUAAAGCGACCGGUGAAUCGCUCGGUGUCGGCUCUGUCCGCCGUCUGUGGACUGAUGUGGAUGUGUAGAAUGGGCGAAGACCGCUGGAUUUGACUCUCACUGUGGAAAUGGAUCCCACAUUCUCACUUGGAGACAAAGAUGAGGUCUACGUGGAGGAUGUGGGGCCCCUGCGUGUGAGGAUGCGUGAGCGUCUGCUGUGGGACGAGCCGCUGCAGAUGUCCUGGCUGAUGGAGGCCGAGCCGUUCACCUCCUCCCUCCAGACAGGGGGGCCUGUGGCGGGAGCCGGCAUGACCCUGGAGCAGAAGACCACCUUUGCCUUCGUCAUCUUCCUCUUCGUCUUCCUCUGCAUGCUGAUCGUGCGCUGCUUCCGCAUCCUGCUGGACCCCUACCGCAGCAUGCCCACCUCCACCUGGGCAGACGGUCUGGACGGCCUCGAGAAGGGCCAGUUUGAUUACACUCUGGCAUAGAGACACACACACAUACAGUGAUGAAGACACACACUCCUGCAGAACACUGGCCAUCCUGAAGUCACACACAAACACACGACACUGUGUAGAAAUACAUCAAGAAAACUCCUGCAUAUGAGCAGCUCUGCCACAACCUUGUGGAGACGACUAACACACACACACACACACACACACUGCACUCACUGCCAUCCACACAUACAAGAUGUUUCAGAAAAUGAGUGUGCAGUGCUUUAUUCCAGGCUGAAUGGAUCUUGAUCACAGGGUAGCCCUCUUUUAUAUCCUCCUAAAUACAGCCCUCAUUUUCUCAUGUAUCUGUGCUGUCGUUAACUGCCAAGUACAAAUCUCUAGAAGAGACCGUUUAUAAGCACUUCAUAAACACUUGUGACGCUUUUGUCAAAAUAGCCUUAAAAAAAAAAAGGUGCACUGUAAUCGGCCACUGUCAAAGUUUACAUGAUUCAUUACUGGCAAUUACUGCAGAGCUUCUGGUCACGUCCUGAGCCUUCAUAGAAAGCUCUAGCUGAUGUGAGUACACAGUUAGAUAGGCUUUUAGAUGAGCUGUUGUGGCUCACUUCACAGACUCUGUACAUCUGAAAGCUCAUUCAUUCAGGAACUGCAGGAUUUGUCAGCCUUAGCACAAGAAAUACCCUGAUCCUAGAUCACGUCUCUACCUGUAUAUUCUUAGACUGUAGUUUCGUAAGCCUUAACCCGCGAAGCUGUCAGCUGGAGACACGUCAUAAUGUGAAGUUUCUCAACCCAUUUGAGUCGACCGCUAAUCUUGAAAACCCAUGUUCAUUGAGCUGAUAAUCACAUACUAAUAAUGAUGUUGAAGCUCCUGUGCCCUGUCGAUAAUAGCUCAUCUCACCGAUGAUCGUGAAGAUUUUUGUUGCACUACUUCAUCGUACCCCUGCUGUCACUGUGAAAGAGCCGACAAGCUUUAGAGCACUUAGUAAAGGACGUUUUAUCAUGUGUGUCAUGACAGAUUGAAGAAUCAUUCAAAUGUUGAUAGCUGCUCAGUUGUGUAAACUGUGUUUAAAAUACUGAAAAUGCUGGAGUUGGAGUGAACAGACAGUUUUCAUCGAUCCUCAUGAAGCGCUGAUACAAACCCUAAACAGCUCUGCCUGUGAGCUUCUGUACAGUUUGUGGAGCCUCAAAUCAUUGUAUUUAGACCUUCAUACUGUUUAGAAAUAAAUGUCUGUGCUGUAAAACAGAGGAAUAAUAAAUCUAAGAAACAUAGCAACAGUAUAUUCAAACUGAGAUGAUUCUGAAUUAUGAUGCUUUGUUUUAUUAGUGUCACAACCUCAUUUGUGUUUCAAAAAGAUAAUUAAUAAAAACAUUUCCAAAGCUA
Molecule: messenger RNA, 1931 nt
Organism: Carassius auratus (goldfish)
Lineage: Eukaryota; Metazoa; Chordata; Actinopteri; Cypriniformes; Cyprinidae
Gene: ctxn3
Product: cortexin 3
Exons: 2
Coding region: 227-586 (119 amino acids)
Source: RefSeq, a predicted model, not a curated record